CUCAGUCAAGUGAAUCACUAAUAUGCGCUGCUUGGGGAUUUUUUUUUUCCACCGGAGAGCUGUAACUAGGCAACGGGGCGAACACAGGGCACCUCGAAAAUAUUGUAAAUGGAUGAAUGAGCAUCCACGGUAUAUUUAUUUGCCUUGCCCAGGAUGGACUGCAUGUAAUAACAGUGUAGAUGUGAACACUGGUCUUAUUUUUGAUUGGCGUUUGGAGAUGGAGGAGUAAAGGCACCGUCGCGCACGGACAUAAACGCUGCUGUCUGGCCUUCUUAAUCUGAUUUUAGUGCUGGAGGAGAAUUUAUUAUUAUUAUUAUUAUUAUUAUUAUUAUUAUUAUUGAUAUUAUUAAUAAUAUAAUUAGGUGGGUUUUGUGUUGUUGAGAGAGAGAGAGAGAGAGAGAGAGAGAGAGAGAGAGAGAGAGAUUGUGGGCUGGCUGUUCGGUGUGAGAAUGCACAUUGCGAAAGAGAGCUCGCUUUCUCUCGCCAUCAUGCCCUCACACGUCUGUACGGAUUAGCGGUGGAGAUAAAAAGCCUCUCCGGAGUUUGCGGUGCUUUUGCGUGGCAUGUCGGAGUGAAAGACACAGACGCGGACAGCCGACAAAACUGCAACAACCCAGCUGCUUCCAGCUCUCAGUCUGACAAAAUGGGAGAGCAGCCCAUCUUCAGCACCAGAGCCCACGUCUUCCAGAUCGACCCCAGCACCAAAAAGAACUGGGUCCCCACCAGCAAGCACGCCGUCACCGUGUCCUACUUCUACGACAGCACUCGCAACGUCUAUCGCAUCAUCAGCCUGGACGGAUCCAAGGCCAUCAUCAACAGCACCAUCACCCCCAACAUGACGUUCACUAAGACCUCGCAGAAAUUCGGCCAGUGGGCGGACAGCAGGGCCAACACCGUCUACGGCCUCGGUUUCUCAUCCGAGAGCCAUCUGAGCAAAUUUGCGGAAAAAUUUGCGGAGUUUAAGGAAGCUGCACGGUUAGCAAAGGAGAAAUCUCAGGAGAAGAUGGAGCUGACCAGCACUCCCUCACAGCGCAAACUGGCUUUGGCGUCUUCGAAGUUCAAGCACAAACGGGACUUGACCAUGGCCACUAAAAAGGAAUCAGCUACUGGUGACUUGCAGUCACCUUUGACCCCUGAGAGCAUCAACGGGACGGACGAUGAACGGAUCGCGCCCGACGCCUCUCAGAACUCGGAGCCUCGAACCGAGACCAACGCGGUGCCCUUCCCACACAGCAGCUCGACUAACAUGAAUAAGCACUGGGAGGCCGAGCUGGCGGCACUAAAGGGCAACAACGCCAAGCUAACGGCAGCCCUUCUCGAGUCGACAGCCAACGUUAAACAGUGGAAACAGCAGCUAGCUGUUUACCAAGAGGAGGCAGAGAGACUGCACAAACGGGUGACAGAACUGGAGUGUGUCAGUGGGCAGACGACAGGAAUCAAAAACCAGAAAACAGAACUGAACCAGACGAUAGAGGAGCUGGAGGCAGCGCUGAAGGCCAAGGAGGAGGAGCUGGAACGACUAAAAGCAGAAGUUGAGAAAGCCAACGAGUUGCAGUCGGAGAAAGACACAGUCACCCAGAAGCUACAGGAAACGGAGACACGGACUUCAGAACUGGAAGCUCAGCUAGCCGAGCUGGAGCAGCGUGUGGAAAGCAGUCACACCGAACAGGAGACUUUUCGCAAAAACCUGCGCUCGCUUCUCGAGCUGCUCGACGGUAAGAUCUUUGAGCUGACCGAGCUGAGAGACAGCCUGGCCAAACUGAUCGACGGAGGAAGCAGCUAGAGUCUGCAGGAGCACACUGCCCUCUGGUGAAGAAGAAACACACACACACGCUCUCUCUCUCUCUCUCUCUCUCUCUCUCCCUCUCCCUCUCUCUCACACACACACAGACACACACACACAUUCAUGCCAGGAUGGCAAACUUCAUUAAGCAUGCAUGCAAACAGACAGAUGGAUUAAAAAUGUCCACAUUCUCACACAGGUGCACUUCCACAAACAGGUGCCUGCACACACACACACACACACACACACACACACACACACAGACUACACAUUAUGGGCCUAACUUGGGUUUCAACCUGCCUUUUUGGAAUUUCUGAUUUAUAUGAACUUUACACAUGUAAAAAGGGCAUCUCAGAUUAUUUUGUACCAUUGCAUCAGAGCUUUUCAUACAGAGACGGCUGUCACUGUGUCUCAGUGAUAAGUUUAGGUGAAUGGAGUGUGUUGUAAGGCUUUUUUUUUUUCAGAUUUAAAUUACAGGUUGUCUGUAUUUUAUGUCAGUUUUAUGUAUGAUGGUUUUCUGUGAUUAGUCACAUGACUAGAGACAUUACAAAUACAAUACAAAGAGGAAUCUGCGAAUGAAGAGUGUUGGAGCUCAAAAACUAAACGAAAGUAAUUAAAACAUGUUAUAAUACAAAUACAGCUACCAUGUUUGGGACAUAUUAUCAUGCUUAUUGUUGAUAUUUUGAUGAGUUUGAAUCGCCACUUGUCCCAUAUAUCGUCUUUACAGUUGUGAACAGCUGGAUGAGCAAGGAUGGGGGAAAAAAUGUAUGGAAAAAUUAUAGUUAAGAAGUAGCAAGUCAAAAUUAUACAUGAAAAUUAAAUUACACACCUAGAAUAAAGACCAAGAAUAAAAUAUUUGUUUUCACGAAUUUUUUAAACUAGUCUGCAAGUUGUACAAGACAGUGGCGGCUUGUCCUUAGGGGCAGGUGGGGCAGAGACACACCAUAUAUAUCAGCCGUUCAAUGAAUGUUAAUCUUCAUGAAGUGAUCGUUCACAACUCUAUACAUUUUAAAUUCUGUUCAAAUACAAAUGACCUCUUUGAGCAACCUCACGAUUUUAAAAACUACUUAUAACGGAUAUAACAGUCCGUACAGGAUUUCGCAAAUUUUUUUGUGAUUGUUGCGGCCAAAAAGGCUUGAUUUUACUGCGCUUUUUUCAAAAUUUGCAAGUUUUUGGUGACUUUUUCCAGAAAACUACUCAAAUUGGCAAAAUUGUAAUUGUACAAAAUUGUUUUGCACACUCCUUCGCAGUGAUGUUUAUUGGUAAGCGAGACCUUUUAGCUGUACUCAUGUUCGACACACGUCAAUCGAAGAGGCUUUGACUGAAUGCUUGUCGUGAUGAUGUCACGUGACGUGUCUCGGCCCGAAUCUGCAGAAAAUCUACGGUAAUUUUUAAAAAUUGCAAGCUCCUCCGUAUAUUGUGCCGCUUGCUUGAUUUUGCGUUCAUUUCGGCGAUCGAAAGAUCGUGAAAUCCUGGAAGGACUGAUUUAAGCGGAUGUUCCGUUGAUUUGCUCUUCUUUUUAGUUGUUGCGUAGUCAUGGGGCAGCCUGCUCACUAACCCAUUUAGCUCCUUAGAGUUAUUACUGCACCUAGUGGUCAAAAAUGGGAACUGCAACAAGUGCUAAUAGAGGCCCAUUGGAGCAGAAUUCAUGCUGCCCCAUGCUUGGUGGAUGAACAGCGGACGGGGCGUUUAAUAAUCGUUUUGCCAGAAUGGGAAGAAAAAGUCAAAAUACUUUUGAACUAAAUGAUCUUGAUUUAUAGCAAAUAAUCUGAAUUAAAUCUAAUAAAUUUCUGCAAGUGCAGACAGUGUGUCUGAUGUACAGAACCAUUUCUACGGUAAGAUGUAUUGAAAAGAUUGGGAGAAGGAAAAGGAGGAUUAUUUGAGAAAAAUGUGCAUCUCUUUUCCAGUGCCUGAAAUUUUUGUUCUAGUUUCAGGUUUUUUGAGCUGCGUUUGGGGUGGCAAUCAUUCAAAACAAGCUGCUAGACUUUAGUCUAGAUGACUGUAUGUUAUCGACUCUCCACUGCCAUAAACUAUAGGGAUACUCUAAAAAUUCACUAGAUAGAACCCUAUAGCAUAAGUCAAGUGUGAUAGCUUUCCGACUUUAUUUUGAUGUCGUCCUGCUUCACCAAAAUCUAUGUUCACGAGCCGCUGCUGGACCAUGGAGUAAAAUUCAUGAAGUUGCACACCUGGGAAAUGAUCGCAACAAGACAUUACGACAUUAUGACUAGUACAAGAUGUUUAGCAUGAUCAAGAUGAUUAAAUAUCUUCAUAGACGACACUCUGUGUUUUUCGACCUAAACCAGAAAGCUGCUCCCCCCCACCCCCCUCCCGUCCCCCCAGCAUCCCGGGCCCACACCGCACACUACACUGUAUGUUUCUGUAUGAAUAUCCUGUGCAGUCAGGUUUUACUUGAACUUUAAAGUCUAUUAUUCAUUCACUGGUUAUUUGCUGUAAUGAAGAUUUUGAAUGCUCCCGUCAGAGGUCAUGCUGCUCUUCUCACCACAGCUGGAUUUUUUUUUUCGGGGAGCUUUAGACAGUCAAGUGACUAUAUGAGGAUUGUGGAUUACGAAUACACAAUCAGGACACGAACAAGUCGAAGAAUUUCUGCCUUGGUUUAAAAAAAAAAUUUAACUACCACCAUCAGCAAAGGGGAUUCCAGAGGUUGGAUAUUCCAAUAUUCUUGUCAAGUCCCAGCUUUGUGGUACUUCCAAAACCUGAUGAGUCGACACGUCGUGUUUGUGGAUUUAACCCGAACAGAGAAACCAUCCUUCCACUAUCAGAGCAAUACAAAAGGAAAAAAAACCCACAAACGUCUCACUUUCAGGUAUUCUACUUCCCUCUUGUCUGAACAAGACGUGAUGAUGUACUAACACGCGCACACACACACACACACACACACACACACACACACACACACACACACAAAUGAAACACUUUGCAGUGACAAUGGGCAGUCUUUCAUUUCUACACAUUUUUCUAAUAUAUAAAUAUUACUAAUUUAUAGUGCAGUUGUGUAAACUGACCUGGGUGAAAUUUUUAUUAUUAUUAUUAUUAUUAUUAUUAUUUAUUUUGAAAUGAUAGACUUGAAUAGAGUUGUUUUGACCUUAUGAUUUCUGAUUCUUUUAUUGUAUUCAGAAAUAUAUUCAUAGAUGUUACAUUCAUUUUAAAAAGAGUUUUAUUUUUGUUGAUCUUUUGUGAAUUUUGUUUUCUUUUUUUAUCGUGAAAGCAUAAGCAUAUUAUGGCUGUCUUUUUAUUAUGUGGAAAUAAAAACUGGCAAUAUUUUAAAGCUAUAUAAGUAUUUAAAAGGUAAACAAUACUGCAGUCACCUGUUCCAAGCAGGUGUAUCUUUGGAGAAAGUUUUUUUUUCCCUUUUCUUUCUUUUUUUUGCAAAUCUAUGUUUUCCUGUACAGAUGAACUUACUCCAGUUGCCUUUACUCCAGAUGAUGAAAAAUGCAUCAUAGGUAGCUAAAGGUACUUUGGUGGACUUUUAUUUUGCCAAAAAAAAAUCUGUGAUUAUGUACAGUACAGUUUCAUUGACAGUAAGCGUAAACCUGAAAAACACACUUAAGGGCUUGCAUUUUAUGGGAGGCUUCAACUGGGAUCAUGGGUUGUUUAUUAUUAUUAUUAUUAUUAUUAUUAUUAUUAUUAUUAUGAGCUGUUGAUAAUUAAUUAUUCUUUCGGAAGGGGGUUGAAUAGUAAUUUUAGAUGUUGAUUACACCACAUGCUUAAACAAUUGUAACGGAGGUAUUUAUAGUAAAAUAAAAUAAUAAAAAAAUAUAUAUUCAAAA
This is a messenger RNA of Ictalurus punctatus (channel catfish), 5571 nucleotides long. It is a transcript of the gene homer1, whose product is annotated as homer scaffold protein 1. Gene Ontology annotation, cellular component: dendrite; plasma membrane; cytoplasm. The transcript has 11 exons. The record is from RefSeq and is a predicted model, not a curated record. Gene Ontology annotation, biological process: regulation of store-operated calcium entry; G protein-coupled glutamate receptor signaling pathway. Gene Ontology annotation, molecular function: G protein-coupled glutamate receptor binding. The coding region runs from base 644 to 1783 and encodes 379 amino acids. Lineage: Eukaryota; Metazoa; Chordata; Actinopteri; Siluriformes; Ictaluridae.